Molecule: messenger RNA, 3223 nt
Organism: Drosophila ficusphila
Lineage: Eukaryota; Metazoa; Arthropoda; Insecta; Diptera; Drosophilidae
Product: protein peste
Cellular component (GO): cytoplasm; membrane
Molecular function (GO): scavenger receptor activity
Source: RefSeq, a predicted model, not a curated record
UAGUCGCAGGCGCAGCGCCGUUGAGGCUCGUUCAGUCUUUUUUGCUCUUGCUCGUGCGUGUUCAAGAUCGCCAAUUAACGGUCCCUCUUCGCCCUCUGACACCCAAGUGGGAGCGAGACGGCCGAUGGCAAGAAAUAGACGCGUGCUUGUUUAUAGACAUUUAUUUAGACAAUAUUUACAACGCCGCUGCAAUUAAAACUGCUAUCAAUUGAAAAGUAUUCGAGAGUGAUUAGAAGCGUGUCGUGCAAAUGGAAAAAGUGCUAAAAAGCUAAUUAAUAAGCAACAACGUCAACUGAAAGAAAAUACGUUAAUAACGGGAACGCAGUCAGUGUAAAGCAAAAGAUCGGUCGAGGAAGACGCCCCUUUAAUAUUGAACACCGAUUCCACCAGCACCCAACGCCAAAACGCGGACUCACCAAGAUGACAUCACGGACGCGUCAUUGUGCCCGUCUGGGCAUCGUCGUUCUGGGGAUCCUCUGCAUAAUCGCUGGGAUUUACCUUUUCCGCAACUGGAUUGCGAUGUUUACACGCAUGCGCGGCAAGGAAAUGGCCUUGAGCCCCACAUCUCGGUCAUACGAUGGCUGGAAGGUCUCCCCACUGCCGCUGAAUUUUGAUGUCUACCUGUUUAACUGGACGAAUCCAGAGGACUUUUAUGUGGGUUCUGGCAAAAAGCCACACUUCGUGCAACUGGGACCUUAUCGGUUUCGGGAGCAGCCCGACAAGGUGGACAUCGUGUGGCACAACCAGAACGAUUCCGUAUCGUUCCACAAAAAGUCCUGGUUCUACUUUGAUGCUGCCGGCAGCAACGGAAGUUUGUCGGAUAUGGUCACGCAAGUCAAUACAGUAGCUCAUGCUGCUGCUAGGCGCAUUCCCGACAGUAUUUUUGCCUAUUACCCUGUCAAUUUCGCGAAUAAAAUGUACAGUCAAAAAGUGAGCGUCACAAAAACCGCCGGGGAAAUGCUCUUCACGGGAUACGAGCACCCACUUGUCAACCUGGGCAAGGUCCUUACUCCCCAAGAUGUGCCCUACGAUCGCAUAGGCUUUCAGUAUCAGCGGAACGGAAGCACGAGCUUCGAUGGCGAUAUAAACAUGUUCACGGGAGCCGACGAUAUUGCCAAAAUGGGUCAGAUUUACACGUGGAAUAACCUGACGCACUCGGGAGCCUUCGAAGGAACCUGCGGGCAGGUGCGCGGCUCCAUGGGUGAAUUCUUUCCGCCCAACCUAACGCCGAAGGACAGUGUCUACAUGUACAUGCCCAAGAUGUGCCGGGCCAUUCCGCUCGAUUACACCGAAACGGUGACCGUUCACGGGGUGACCGCCUACAAGUUCAGUGGCACGGAACACGCCGUGGAUAAUGGCACGCUGUAUCCGGAGACGAGUUGCUACUGCGUCGGCGGCAAGUGCAAGCCAGCCGGGGUGAUCAACAUCGGGCCCUGCACCUUCAACUCCUCCGUCUACAUGUCCUUCCCACACUUCUACAAGGCGGAUCCCAGCUAUCUGGCGGACAUCGAAGGCCUGCAGCCGGAGCGCGAGAAGCACGAGUUCUUCAUGACCCUGGAACCCAACGCGGGGGUGCCCAUGGACGUGGGUGGGGGCUUUCAGGCCAACUACUACAUGGAACCCGUUCCGUGGAUAAGCAUCUUCGCCAGAGUUCCCCGGGUCAUGAUGCCUAUGAUGUGGUGCGAGGAGCGAGUUCGCGUCACAGAGGAAAUCGCCUCGGACAUCGCGCUGGUUCCGCUGAUUGUCCUGCUGGGACAGAUCGUGACCGGCAUCCUGCUGGCCGGCGGCCUCAUCUGCACAUGCUGGUACCCCACGCGCAAGGUGACGCACUUCUGCCACAGCGAUCCCAAGGCGAAGGCCAGUGUGCUGCGACCACUCACCUCCUUUGGCGUGAACCCCGUGGCAGCCACCUCUCCGGUGGGUCAGCUAUUCCGGAACCAUAACAGUUCGUCGGGCAACGAGCGCGUCGGAGUCCGCCUGCUGGAAUACAACCGCGAUUCCGGACUGAAGGAGGAGAGCGGUAUUAGCGAGAGUUCGCCGAGGGAACGACUGAUCAGCGUGGACUCGCCGGAUGUUGUAGUUAGAUAAUACAUGCGUUGGCAUCAAGCCUUUCUGACGGUGCCGCCAACGAUCAUCUGCCUGAGACUCAUCUAUGUCGCCGUAGCCUAGGAUAGCAUAAAGUGAUGUUGCCAUUCUGCCUUAGCCAGGCCCCCAGAGGCUGGUCCCAGUUGCUCACCCAGAACAUUGCCCCGGAUCGCAUCACAUGCCGCAUUACCACGCACGCCCACCCGCAUUAGGAGUUCCCUCAAUACAUCUGCACGCUCUGCCGGCAGCGAGAGAGAUUAAUAAGAUUAUUUAUUUUAGUGCCAAAAAGAAAAGCAGCAGCAGUAGACAAACCCAAGCAAAAGUCAUUAAUUGUUUCAGUAGGCUAAUCUAAAUUGUAAAAAGGGUGGGGCUAUCGCCCAUUAUCCCUAAAAUUGUUGAAGUUGAACUGCGCAAGCCCAAAGUAUUUAUAUUUAUACGAUAAUGCCUAACUUUUGUAAUUUGUAAAGAGAUAUUUUAGUUUUUAUUCAAGCUGAGAUGAAGUGAUAAAGAACAGAUGGAGAAAAAAAAACAAUCAUAGAAAGCGAGGAGCUUUAACCUUUGCUCAUUUAGUUGGUUUUAAGUCUUGUACAAAUAACACUAACACUGCAAAGAUUUCGCAUAUCCUAUGUACAUAUGUCGAUCAGCGUAAGAUCUAAAUAACUAGGUAGUAGAGCACAGCUGUGAAUCCCCGGAAAUAUUUCCAAAAAUUCCUUAAGUUAAAAUUUAGAAAGAGAAUAAAUACAAAAAAUCAAGUGAUCAAAUGAGGGACUUUUAAUGAAGACAAUCCCGUUGUUACUGAGAUACUAAAGCACGUUUCCCUGCCCAAAUAUUCCAAACAUAUCUUGAAAUAAAUUUGAAUUUAAGAAUGAGCUUAAAAUAAAAAAUCCAUCUUAAUCUGGUUUCUUGUAAUUGAAAUAACUAAUAUUGGUUAAAGUAAUCCAAUACAUUUCUAAUGAAAAUUAUUUUUAAAUUGUUUUGUAAUCUUGAUGAAGGAAAUUGAAAAAUAUUUGAAUUGUUGAGGUAAUAAUGUGUUAAGAAAGCGAUUUUUUAUUCUUAGAAAACAAGGCACCCAAGCUAUUUCCAAAAAUUCCAAUAAUAAGCUGAAAAUAAAAAAUUCUAUAUAUUAAAGUAAAACCCA